Messenger RNA from Pocillopora meandrina, 379 nucleotides. NCBI's taxonomy places the organism in Eukaryota, Metazoa, Cnidaria, Anthozoa, Scleractinia, Pocilloporidae. The record is from the annotation of a GenBank genome assembly.
AUGACAGUAAAAGAGUUCACUGUUGCCAGUGCCAGGGAACAUAAAACAUUUCACAUUCAUGGUCAUGCUCACGUAGUUCUCACAAGUAAUUUACACAAUUGGAUGAAUGUCUUCAUUCAAGAGGUAAGAAGCCAGGUGCCAGGCAUUGGAGUGGACGAAAACCAGCCCGUAUUUCCAUCCUUAAAUGGAACAAAAAUGCAGUCCAGUUAAAUCAAAAAAAGCCUUAAAAUCAGUAUGGGAAAAAGCAGGUAUUGACGGGCCUAUUCACGGCACUCUUCUCAGGAAAGGUGCCGUAACCGCAGUGCACAGGAAUCACGAAAAAGAAGCCAGCAAUCUUGCUGACUUGAUGGCCCAUAAAGAAGAUACUGCUCUCCAGUAA